ACUGUGCAUGAAGCAGGUCAGUUUGAUUACAGCUAUUCUCCAUUCUCCAAUUACGUAGUUCAUUAAUUAACACACAACAAUAUGAACACAAAACAAUAUACCUUGCUUCUAUGCCCUUGAAUCUCCUUUCUCAACCAUCCUUUUCACCUUUUUUUUGUCUCUUUUUCUAUCCAUUCUUUAGUCCUCCUGACUUUAUGGACGGCUGUUUGUCCAUCACUUGUAAGCAUAGAUAGAUUCCUUAGCCCAUCCAUCACCCAUUGCCAACCUUUCCCCACUAUAAAUCCAUCCCUCUCAAGUGCCAUCUUUUGCUAGCCAACUAGAACAAAACAAAACUCUUAAUGGCCACCACCUAUGCUUAUUAUGGUUGUUCCUCUUCCCAAAGAUCAAUGGCCAUGGUCUUGGCUCUGGUCUCAGCAGUGGUCUUGUCCCCCUUAUAUGCCAACAACUCAAAGAGUGACAGGAGGUACUAUGAGUCAAAAUGGAGCUCUAGUCUUCUUCUGCCUAUGCUUCUUGCUGGACUCAUAAUUGCCAUCAGAACAACCUCUUCAUCUUCAUCAUCUCCAAGACCCUCAUUUCUGCUAUCUCCUGACCCAUCGUGGGUGCUCAGAAUUGGAAGCACUUCUUGGGGUUUGGCGGGGAUCUUGCUUAUGCUUAUGCUUGUUCUUCAUUGGCAAGCAUCCUUUCAAGAUUUCUUUUCCAGAUAGGACCAAGCAAGGUUUCUGUUUCUAUGUGUAUUCUAUUUUUUUAACGUAAUAAUAUCAGAAACCGAGAGUUUUGCGUUGCAUUUUCA
This is a messenger RNA of Cajanus cajan (pigeon pea), 790 nucleotides long. The record is from RefSeq and is a predicted model, not a curated record. Lineage: Eukaryota; Viridiplantae; Streptophyta; Magnoliopsida; Fabales; Fabaceae.